Molecule: messenger RNA, 1137 nt
Organism: Camelina sativa (false flax)
Lineage: Eukaryota; Viridiplantae; Streptophyta; Magnoliopsida; Brassicales; Brassicaceae
Product: NDR1/HIN1-like protein 13
Biological process (GO): defense response to other organism
Cellular component (GO): plasma membrane
Source: RefSeq, a predicted model, not a curated record
CUCCCGACAAAUCAUCAUCAUCUCCUUAUAAAGAAGACACAACAUGUCCUAAAUCUUACCCCCUUAUUUUGUUCCCCUCUCUCUCAAUCUCAAUCUCAAUCUCCGAUUAUGACAGACGACAGAGUUUACCCCGCAUCAAAACCUCCCGGCAUCGUCGGCGGUGGCGGCGGCGGCGCAACAACGAAUCCAACUUUCUCGGCGAACAAAGCUCAGCUCUACAGCGCAAACCGUCCCGCUUACCGUCCACCAGCUGGUCGUCGCCGUAGUAGCCACAGCCGAGGAUGUUGCUGCCGUUGCUGCUGCUGGACGAUUUUCGUAAUCAUCCUCUUAGUCCUCCUCGUCGCCGCCGCAUCAGCCGUCGUAUACCUAAUCUACCGUCCUCAACGUCCUAACUUCAGCGUCUCUUCACUCAAAAUCUCAUCUCUCAAUUUCACCUCCGCCACUCACCUCACCACCGCCAUUUCCCUCUCCGUCAUCGCCAGAAACCCUAACAAAAACGUCGGGUUCCUAUACGACGACACGGACAUCACACUCUACAAAUCAGCCACCGGAGGAGGUGAUGAUGAUGAUGUGGUCAUCGGUAAAGGAUCGAUCCCUUCGUUUGUUCACGGGAAGAAGAACACGACUUUGCUUAGAUCUACGAUCGGAAGUCCUCCGGGAGAUCUAGAUGAGAUAUCGGCGGGUAAGCUUAAAGGAGAUCUCAAGGCGAAGAAAGGAGUAGCGAUUAAGAUUGUGUUGAACACCAAAGUGAAGGUGAAGAUGGGAUCUCUGAAAACUCCUAAAUCAGGGAUUAGAGUUACUUGUGAAGGGAUCAAAUUGGUGGCUCCGACCGGGAAGAAGCCGACUACGGCUGUUACCUCCGCCGCUAAGUGUAAGGUUGAUCCCAGAUUCAAGAUCUGGAAAAUUACUUUCUAAACAUAGAAAAACCACAAAAACAAAAUUGGUAUCACAUUCUUAGUUUUCUUCAUAUUCCAUUUUUUUUCUUUAUUAAACCAUUGUUUCAAUUUUCGUUUUUUUUUUUUUUUUUUAAUUUGAUUUCAUAUACAGUUCUUCGAUUCCUGUAAGACUUUUUUUUUUUGGGUUUAUGUAAAUGAAGAUAUAUAUAUUUGUGUUGGGUAUGAGAAUUUAAAAUUUUAA